Pteronotus mesoamericanus is the source of this 1078-nucleotide messenger RNA. It is a transcript of the gene NUDT5, whose product is annotated as nudix hydrolase 5. The record is from RefSeq and is a predicted model, not a curated record. Gene Ontology annotation, molecular function: ADP-ribose diphosphatase activity. Bases 167 to 922 code for a protein of 251 amino acids. The transcript has 11 exons. Lineage: Eukaryota; Metazoa; Chordata; Mammalia; Chiroptera; Mormoopidae. Gene Ontology annotation, cellular component: nucleus. Gene Ontology annotation, biological process: ribose phosphate metabolic process; nucleoside phosphate metabolic process.
CGCGGCUGACUCAGUCAGUAGCGCCGGCAUCUCUGGAGACUGCAGCGUUGGACUCGUGCUUUCUUCUACCAUCCCCUUUCCCAAAGGAGUACCCUUUCCUUCACCCCACACCUUGGAGUAGUGUGAACUUCUUGCCUAAGGACUGGAAAGACUAAGUAGUUUGAAAAUGGAAAACCAAGAACCAGCGGAUUCUUCUCGAAAAACCAAACAGUGUAUUAUUUCAGAGGAGUUAAUAUCAGAAGGAAAAUGGGUCAAGUUUGAAAAAACAACUUACAUGGAUCCUACUGGUAAAACAAGUGUAUUUGGGAUGGGACCUUCAGUGCUUUCCCCAGCACUGUCUUCAGUCUUUAGGACUAACCUUAAGAGGCAGCAGAGAGAGCCAUACCAAAAGGUAACUUGGGAAACUGUGAAACGUACAACGAGGAAAGGACAGUCGGCUGAUGGUGUAACAAUUAUCCCAGUGCUGCAAAGAACUCUUCAUUAUGAAUGUAUCGUUCUGGUGAAACAGUUCCGACCACCCAUGGGAGGCUGCUGCCUAGAAUUCCCUGCAGGUCUCAUAGAUGAUAACGAAAGCCCAGAAGCAGCUGCUCUGCGAGAGCUGGAGGAAGAAACUGGCUAUAAAGGUGAUGUUGCUGAAUGUUCACCAGCUGUCUGCAUGGAUCCAGGUGUGUCAAACUGUAGCACACACAUCGUGACAGUAACUAUUAAUGGAGAUGAGGCUGAAAAUGUAAGACCUAAGCCAAAGCCAGGAGACGGAGAAUUUGUGGAAGUAAUUUCCUUACCAAAGAAUGACCUGAUGAAGAGACUUGAAGCUCUGGUAACUGAAGAACACCUGACAGUGGAUUCUAGGGUAUAUUCCUAUGCUCUGGCGCUGAAACAUGCAAACACAAAGCCAUUUGAAGUGCCCUUCCUGAAAUUUUAAGGCCAGAGGAGCAUAGCCAUGUUCUUGUAAAUGAGGCCACAAGGCUUCCUUCACUAAGACUUUGUAUUCACCUAAAUUUAAUGGAGAUUUGAAAGUACCUUUUUCAUAAAAUAAAAAUAACAGAAUGCACGUGGUGGUAUGGAAUUGUAAUUAUAG